Molecule: messenger RNA, 471 nt
Organism: Lichtheimia ornata
Lineage: Eukaryota; Fungi; Mucoromycota; Mucoromycetes; Mucorales; Lichtheimiaceae
Product: glycine cleavage system H protein
Exons: 5
Coding region: 1-471 (156 amino acids)
Biological process (GO): protein lipoylation; glycine decarboxylation via glycine cleavage system
Cellular component (GO): cytoplasm; glycine cleavage complex; mitochondrion
Source: RefSeq, a predicted model, not a curated record
AUGGCCUUGAGACUCUUGUCCGCACGUGUUAUGCGUCCUUACGCUCCUGUCUUGCGCCAAUCCGCUAACUUGGCUGCUUUCCGCACUUAUGCCACCAAGCGCUACACCGACGACCACGAAUGGAUCUCUGUUGAGGAUGGUGUUGGUACCAUCGGUAUCACUGAUUAUGCCCAAAAGGCUCUUGGUGAUGUUGUGUUCGUUGAGUCCCCUGUUGUUGGCAAGACCGUUGGCACCAAGGAACAAAUUGGUGCUGUCGAGUCCGUCAAGGCUGCCAGUGACAUUUACUCCCCUGUCGAAGGUGAAGUUGUCAACGUCAACGAGGCUUUGGAGAGCGAGCCUUCUUUGAUCAACACCAGCCCUGAAGAAGAAGGUUGGUUGGCCAAGAUCAAGCUUUCUAACCCUGAGCAAAUUGAGAGCCUUAUGGAUGAGAAGGCUUAUGCUGAGCACUGUGCUGCUGAAGAGGAUCAUUAA